AUGUCUUACACUCCGACUACCCACAGCGCAAGCUACGAGGCAAUUUCUGCUACGAAUCCGUCGAUCUCCGCCGCCGGCAAAGUCGUCCUCAUAACUGGAGCCGGAUCUGGAAUUGGGAACGCCGCUUCGUUGUCCUUCGCUACAGCCGGAGCAAAAGCCUUGAUUCUGCUCGGCCGCCGAGUGGAGUUGCUUGAGCAGCUUGUGAAAUCUACGCUGAGCCAGAUCGUUUCCAAGUACGGACGCAUCGACAUCGUCAUACACGCAGCUGGAGCCCUCCCACCUCUGGGCCCUCUGGCAACGGUGCCCCUCGACGACCUCUGGAGGGCAUUCGAAGCUAUGUUGGCUGUUAUCACUUCGGAUCAAGAUGGCCCAUCUCAGCCAGUCAUUAUCGUCCUCAACACUGCCGGGAGCAUCAUGCCUCCGCUACCGGGCAUGGGCGGGUAUGUAGCAAGCAAGAUAUCCUCUUCGAAGCUAGCAGAGUACUUGGCUUCGGAGAACAAGGACAAGUUGUGA
Messenger RNA from Colletotrichum aenigma, 513 nucleotides. RefSeq names its product Short chain dehydrogenase citE (gene citE-5). Lineage: Eukaryota; Fungi; Ascomycota; Sordariomycetes; Glomerellales; Glomerellaceae. The transcript is spliced from 3 exons. Bases 1 to 513 code for a protein of 170 amino acids. Gene Ontology annotation, cellular component: cytosol. Gene Ontology annotation, molecular function: oxidoreductase activity. The record is from RefSeq and is a predicted model, not a curated record.